Molecule: messenger RNA, 1928 nt
Organism: Folsomia candida
Lineage: Eukaryota; Metazoa; Arthropoda; Collembola; Entomobryomorpha; Isotomidae
Exons: 6
Coding region: 31-984 (317 amino acids)
Source: RefSeq, a predicted model, not a curated record
UUAAAGAUUGAAAUUGCAAUUGCAUUUCAUAUGAAUAUAAAAUACAAUUUCCACAAAUCUCGUCAAAUAAUUUUACUCAAAAUGAUGGAUCCACCUCCCCAGGAACCACCUUCCGCGUUGUCUCCACCUCUCAACCCGGAAACUAAGACUCAAGCAAAUAUUCGUCUAACUCAGCUAUUUCUAGACAGACUUAAAAAAUUUACUAUUUUAGCCUUUAUAACUUUAAUGAUCUGCUCUUUCGCCUAUGGCAUCACUGGAAUCAUUUUAUGGCUCCAAUGGCCAGAGCUUAAUCAAUUGACGAAUAUGUACUCUGCAUUUUUUGGCUUUGUCGUCGCCACCGUGCUAAAUAUUAUCGCAUGUGUUUGUGGACUUUCGACUUUCUCAGAAAACGAAGGAAAUCGAAUGGAUCCAGGUCACUCCACCGCGGUAUGCAUGCUUCUCGUGGGCAACAUUUUUUUCACACUCCUGUCUCCCACAUGCGGUCUGAUGCCACGUGAAAUUGACAGUCGAAAAAGAAUGUUACUGGUUCCCAUUCUAGAUUGUUACAGUCUCAAACAAGACUUGAAGGACAUUUCUGUGCCUGAAUGUGACCAUUAUGAAGACGCAGCACUUUGUCUCUACCUUAUGUACCCCUUAAUUCUGGUGGAAUUGAUCGUCCUUAUUUCAUAUGGUUAUCUCAAACGUCAACAACAGAAGGAGUUUGAUGAUAAUGAGGACACGUUAAAUUCGUACAAUGGCGAUGAGGACGACGAUGAUGACGAUACAGUGAUGAAUAAGAUUAUUGGAGAAGAAAGCAAUGCUCCCCUGAUCACCUCUGGGGACAUUGUAACAAUUAUUCCGACGCAAUGUCCAGUCCAGCUAAAAACAAAACAUGGGGUUUCACAGAUCUACUGGGCCCCCGGCCCAGUGGCGACGAUGGGAAGACCAGAAGGUCCAGUUAUCAAGACUCAAAGCGCUCCGACGGUGGAGAAAAGAAAAGUAUAAUGAGAGGGAUAACUAUGUGCAUAUAAUAUGAUCGUUAUUAUUUGACAGACUGUGGUAGUUAGCUGCAAGUUUAGGGCUACUUGCUUAUCAUUCUUCAUCGGGUUUAUAUAAAAUUGAAUAAAAUCAGUCGCACAACUACUAUUAAAGCUCGUUUCCCAGGGUGUUAAAAAACAAGGCAGUCUAUCCUGUGGCGUCUAAUCAAUAUUAGUUUUUCAUGAAAACACUAAUGCAUACUACUACAUUUCUUUGGCCAACGCUCUUGCAUUUUACUUUUUACACGGAUUUAUCCAUAUUCUCAAAAUAUGUCGUAUGACGACGAUGAUGACGACGAGGAAGGAGGAAUUGAAAUUCAGGAAACCUCAACACCAAAGAUGAAUCAAUUUCUUCACGACGUUAGUGAUUGGUUAUUGAUUGCAACCAUUGUCUUCCUACUGGUGUAUGUAAUCCUCUAUCUAUUUUACGAAAUCGCCCUCGGAAUGGCACACAUUCGCUGGGUCUAUGGCGCCUUCAUGUUAGUUUGCCUUGUCGAUAUUGUAAUGUAUUUUAUCAUAAGGUUUGCAGUCGUAGGGGGCGAGACGACAUGGUGUUUAGUUUAUUUGGUGAGGACUAUAUUUUUUUCCUAUUAGUUUUUCACAUCAUGUUAAUUAAUGCUAUUUUAUUUUCUAGGCAGGUCUCAUUUUUGUCGCUGAUUUCUUCGUAAAUGUCGUUGCCCCAGCUUGUGUUCUAAUUUCCUACCAACUCACACUAGAACAUCCAAGUUCGGGGUCAUCCUCACCUGUUGAAGGAAGUUCUGAUACGGUCCCUGAAGAUUGUACUGAAGCUCCUGGGAUUAAGUGCGGAGUUGUGAGAUCAAUUAGAACAUCGAUCUGGUGCAUGUAUCUACUUCUUUUGCCGAGACCACUAAUUAUUUAUGGAAUUGUUACUAUUGUUCGAAAACGUCGACG